CCAGUGGAAAAAUGGCCAACGCCUUGCGUGGGUGCAGCCAAAAGGAUAAGCAGCGGAUGAGGGCAAACUAAACGACCAGCGUGAUAGAGAGAGAAAGUGCGAGAGAGAGAGAGAGAGAGAGAGAGCGAAAGAUACAGAGCGACAGCGAUAGAGCAUCGCAAGCCUUGCAGCUGCAAAGCAGAUAAAAUCACGUAUCCGCCAUGGAGCCGGUGAUGAGUUUGGCAUUGGCCGCCCACGGCCCGCCCAUCAUAUUGGAGCCACUGUAUAAGCCAAGUCCAACGACCACCACGACCACGACGACCAGCACGACGACGACGACGAGCAGUCCAGUUGGCUAUGCGCCGGGAUAUCCGGGAACGGGCACCACCCUGCUCACCGCGAUACUCGAGAACCUCACGUCGACGGCGGCCAGUGGUCUGUACGAUCCCUAUUCGGGGAUGUAUGGCAACCAGACCAACGGCACCAUGGGCUUCGAGACGAAGGGUCCCCGGUACUCACUGGCCUCCAUGGUGGUGAUGGGCUUUGUGGCGGCGAUUCUGAGCACGGUGACGGUGGCCGGCAAUGUCAUGGUGAUGAUAUCCUUCAAGAUCGACAAGCAGCUGCAGACGAUCAGCAACUACUUCCUGUUCUCGCUGGCCAUCGCGGACUUUGCCAUUGGGGCGAUAUCGAUGCCGCUGUUUGCGGUGACCACGAUCCUGGGCUACUGGCCACUGGGUCCCAUCGUGUGCGACACCUGGCUGGCCCUGGACUACCUGGCCUCCAAUGCCUCCGUGCUGAACCUGCUGAUCAUCAGUUUCGAUCGGUACUUCAGUGUCACACGACCGCUGACAUAUCGCGCCAAACGCACAACAAAUCGGGCGGCUGUGAUGAUCGGUGCCGCCUGGGGCAUUAGUUUGCUCCUCUGGCCACCGUGGAUCUACAGCUGGCCGUAUAUCGAGGGCAAGCGGACAGUGCCCAAGGACGAGUGCUACAUUCAGUUCAUCGAGACCAACCAGUACAUCACCUUCGGCACUGCACUGGCUGCGUUCUACUUCCCGGUCACCAUCAUGUGCUUUCUCUACUGGCGCAUCUGGCGCGAGACGAAGAAGCGGCAGAAGGACCUGCCCAACCUGCAGGCGGGCAAGAAGGACUCCAGCAAACGGUCGAACAGCAGUGACGAGAACACGGUGGUGAACCAUGCGUCCGGCGGUCUGCUGGCCUUCGGCCAAAUGGGCGGCAACGAUCACGACACCUGGCGAAGACCGCGCUCCGAGAGUUCGGCGGAUGCGGAGAGUGUCUACAUGACCAACAUGGUCAUCGACUCCGGAUACCAUGGGAUGCACUCGCGCAAGUCAAGCAUCAAAAGCACGAAUACAAUCAAAAAAUCGUACACCUGCUUCGGCAGCGUUAAGGAGUGGUGCAUCGCGUGGUGGCACUCCGGUCGCGAGGACUCCGACGAUUUCGCCUACGAACAGGAGGAGCCUUCUGAUUUAGGGUAUGCAACACCAGUAACAAUUGAAACUCCUUUACAAAGCUCCGUCUCCAGAUGCACCUCGAUGAACGUGAUGCGGGACAACUAUUCGAUGGGCGGCAGUGUGAGCGGCGUCCGUCCGCCCAGUAUUCUCUUGUCGGAUGUCUCGCCCACGCCGCUGCCACGCCCACCGCUCGCCUCCAUUUCGCAGCUGCAGGAAAUGAGUGCGGUCACUGGGAAUGUGAAUGCGAUGGCGAUGGUGAAUGCGAAUGCGAAUCCCAAUGCGAAUGUGAAUCCCAGUGGCAAUGGCAAUGGCGCCAUCAACAACAACAACAACAGCAACCAUAAUGGGAAUGGUACGGUGAAUGUGAAUGGAAAUGGAGGCGGAGGCGGAAACGGAAGUGGAAUCGGAAUUGGAACAGCCGGAAAUGCAGCGCAUCGCGACUCACGUACACUGCCCGUGAUCAAUCGCAUUAACUCACGGUCGGUGAGCCAGGAUUCGGUGUACACGAUACUCAUCCGCCUGCCAUCCGAUGGAGCAUCGAGUAAUGCGGCAAAUGGCGGAGGGGGUGGUGGAGGAGGAGCUGCUACCGCCACAACCUUGAGUCUGCAAGGCGACUGUGCACCCUCCAUCAAGAUGAUACACGAGGAUGGGCCCACAACGACGACGGCGAAUGCAUUAGCCACGGCUGCCCCGCCAGUCGCCGCCACCCGACGACCUUUGCCCUCGCGCGACUCCGAGUUCAGCCUGCCACUCGGCCGGAGGAUGUCGCAUGCCCAGCACGAUGCCAGGCUACUCAACGCCAAGGUCAUACCCAAGCAGCUGGGCAAAGGGGGCGGGGCAGUGGGCGCUGGGGCGGCUGGGGCCCACGCCCUAAUGAAUGCCCGCAAUGCGGCCAAGAAGAAAAAGAAAUCACAGGAGAAGAGGCAGGAGUCGAAGGCGGCCAAGACGCUGUCGGCCAUCCUGCUGAGCUUCAUCAUCACGUGGACACCGUACAACAUCCUGGUGCUGAUCAAGCCGCUGACCACCUGCUCCGACUGCAUACCCACGGAGCUGUGGGACUUCUUCUACGCCCUCUGCUACAUCAACUCGACGAUCAAUCCCAUGUGCUAUGCCCUGUGCAAUGCCACCUUCCGACGGACCUACGUCCGCAUCCUCACCUGCAAAUGGCACACCCGCAAUCGCGAGGGCAUGGUGCGCGGCGUCUACAAUUAGAUAUAUGUAUUUAUAUUUAUAUUUAAUCACCCAAUCUCUGGCCAGAGUACCGGUUUAACUACUAGUAGUUGCAAUAAGUGUUGUGUGCUAAAAUUUUGGGAGGCAGUAAAACCAAAACUAGGCUUAGUGAUUACCCAUUGACAAGCAGUACUGAUUUUUUGAUGUCUAGCCCCCGACUAUAUACACGCAUUACCAUUCCAGAAGGGUUGCCAUUUAGUUAUUUGCCAGAACUGGGGUUUAUACGGGACAUGGAUCAAUUCUUAGAUGGUUUCAGAAAGUGCAAUAACUUAUCAAUGAGAAGAAACACUAGUAAAAUAUUUAAACUUGAAUGAUCAAGUAAUUCAGUUUACCUUAAAGUGAAAACUUAAUUGUCUUGAUCUCAGAUCACAGGACUUUCUUGACUUGUCUUAUUCCAAAACCAAGUUCUUAUUCCCAAACCAAGUUCGACCAACUGCUUCCAAAUAUGCCAAAGAUCUCAUUAAGGUGUCUUUAGAUUUAAUUCCCGAGGCAACCCUAUCCCAGCACCUGGCCAUAAAAGUGUAAAUCACAAUGAUCAUAAUCCCAAAAAGCGAGAGAUUCCAUUUUGUUAGGCGUUUACGUACUGUUAGGUAGGCACAUGCUCGAUGCAAGAAGAAUUUAAUACAAAUAUAAUGGAUUACGAUUUGCAAUUCAUAAACAUACACAUAUAUAAGGAAAUAUAUUUAUUAUUAUACACACGGCAAAUGAGUUAGCUUAAGUUAAUGGCGAAAAAGGCAGAGAGGCAGAAACCCAAAAAGCUUUAAUACAAGUUCAAAGUAGGAAGGAUUAAGUUCCGCAGGCAACGAAUCGCGACGCGGAUCUGGUUGCAAGUUGGCCAACCGGUGGCAGACAUUAUGUUCUCGUUCCGAUUUUCGUUGUGUAGGUUUGGGGGGAUAUGAUAUAAUAUGUAUUUAAUCGUAGGGGGAAUAUUGUGAUUGUACUGCUCGUUUUCGAUAGUUUGGAUCAGUUUUUUUUUUUUGUGUACAUGUGCGUAGAAACCAUAACAAAAGUAACAAGCAAGCGUCAACCGUGCAAAUCAAUUUGUAGACACAUACCUGCUAAUAUAUCGGAAUAUGUAUGUAUAAAAUUACGAUUAUUUGUAUGUAUUAAGAACGCAACCCACCAUGGUUCAACAACUAAGAACAAACCUUUUGUAACUGACGAUGAUGAGAGGAUCCCCAUGACGAGGGGAUAAUUUAAAACCAAGAGUAACAACCAGUAACGCAAGCAAUAUGUUUGAGAAAUGUGUCGAAGAGAUGGCCCAGUUGAGGAAGGAUCAGGAAUACGGAUGUGGGGCGGGGUUGGGGGCCGAUAAUUGGACGGAUUAGUAUUUAAAUAACCCACAAGGUUGUGCUGAAUGUGGCCAAUCCAUCGACUGGCGGACCAUCUCUUUGGACAACAUACUCGAAUCGUACCACAAACUCAUAGCUAUUAAACCAAAUGCUUCUUCGAAGUGCACCAAUUCAAGUAACUAACAUAAUUAAUUAAAAGUAAACCGCAAGCAUAUUUAAAGCAUAUGAGAGAGUAAAAUACAUACAGUGUAAGAAAAACGACAUCCAGGUACUACGAUAUAUUCGAUGCGAUCGGGGGAGCGAACAUUUUUAAUGAGUGUGUAGGUAACGUAACUAAUUGAAAUAUUAACAAAUUGUUGGCCCUCGUUGAUCCGAGUGAAAAAACGGGGCCUAGAUGCGAAUCAAGCCGAAAUCAAAGCGACAUUUGUAGUGUCUGUGACACAAUACGCAUAUUUAUACCUAAACGAUACGAUAUAUACAAGUACAUAUAUAUGAAUACGACGUUUAAUAUGAAGUCAAGAGCAACAAGAACAAGUAAACCAACCAACAAACCCAAAAGACAUGAUUUACAACCACGCACACACAUCCUAAUGAAGCAUAUAGUACUGCAAAAAAAUAUAUAUCCGACAGAGGCCAAAAACGCGAGUCGAGCAAACAACCAAUCCAACAAAUAAUACCAACAUAUAGCCUUUAGACGUACAUAUAUAAUCUCGGCACACGCCGGCCACUCGAUUACAAAUAGAUCACGUUUUUUGACUACCAGCGAAAAGGUUUGACAUAUAGGAUUACGGAGCAAGAACAGAUGGACAGCAUUUUGAUGAUGAGAGCAGAUUUAAUUGCAUACAAUCUAAUUGUUUGGAAAUAUACUACGAUAUAUAGUAAUACAUAUAUAAUUUAAAGCUAACAAUAAAAAAUGUGAAUGAAAAAGGGA
Molecule: messenger RNA, 4907 nt
Organism: Drosophila rhopaloa
Lineage: Eukaryota; Metazoa; Arthropoda; Insecta; Diptera; Drosophilidae
Gene: mAChR-A
Product: muscarinic acetylcholine receptor DM1
Exons: 4
Coding region: 201-2666 (821 amino acids)
Biological process (GO): G protein-coupled receptor signaling pathway, coupled to cyclic nucleotide second messenger; chemical synaptic transmission; adenylate cyclase-inhibiting G protein-coupled acetylcholine receptor signaling pathway
Cellular component (GO): dendrite; synapse; plasma membrane
Molecular function (GO): G protein-coupled acetylcholine receptor activity; G protein-coupled serotonin receptor activity
Source: RefSeq, a predicted model, not a curated record